GCACUGUUUUCUUCUGCUCACUGUCGUAGUAGCUACUUCACUUUUACCAUUACAAACAACAACCAUACAUAGUAGCAGCUACAAUAUCACAUUCACACAACAACACUAUCACUUCACUCUCAACUCCUCCAACAUCCACCAUGAAAAGCCACCACCAUCAUCAACCAAAACUCAAGACCCCACUCUUUUCUUGUGCCUUCUUCCGCCACUGCGCUCAAACCGUCCUCAGCCCCACCGCCACCGCCACUCACACCCCACCACUCCCUCUCACAACCCCACCUCCUCCAUUAAUCAAACCUUCAGAUCAAUGUGAAUCCUCCACCUCUUCCUCUUCUUCCACCACCAGCUUCACACAGUGGAGGUUCUCUCUCCCCACCACCCCCAACACCACCACCACACAAAAUGACAGUACUACACCCCCUCCUCCACCUUCACCUUCACCUUCCACCAUCACUAUCACCAUCCCCAACCUCCAAGAACUCUUCCACGUCUCGGAGCUCCAGCUCAGCACCGAUCCCACCGCCGCCCUCCACCUUCUAGAACGCUCCCUCGUCCCCAACCCGCCGCAGGACCAGCCGCCGUGUCCCCCCACCCUCAUGACCCACCUCAUCACCAACCUCAACUCCGCCACCAAGAUCCUCUUCGCCCUCUGCCUCUCCGACACCAACCGCCGCGUCGCCGUCGAGGCCGGGGCCGUCGGCGCCGUCGUGGAGUCAGCACCGGAGCUGGAAGGUCCACCGGCAGAGAGGGCACUCGCGGCGCUGGAGCUGAUGUGCACUGUGGCGGAGGGGGCGGAGGCGGUGAGGGCCCACGCUCUUGCCGUACCGGUGAUGGUAACAAUGAUGGGCAAGACUGGGGCGCGUGGGAAGGAGUACGCCAUCGGGGUGCUGGCGGUGAUAUACGGAGGAGCGGUGGCGGAGCAUAUGACGGCGCCGCCAGAGGAGGUGGCGCGUGCGGUAGAGCUGGCACUGCAAGGGGAGUGUAGCGCGAGAGGGAAGAGGAAGGGUGGGCAAUUAUUGAAGACACUGCUACACCACCACCUAGCUUAAUUAAUUAGCUUAGCUUGUUUUGCUUGUAAAUGUAGAAUAAUCAUCAUUAAUUAUCAUCCUUGUUAUUAAUUUGCUAAUUAAUUAAUUAAUAUUUGCUUUUUAUCC
Lotus japonicus is the source of this 1154-nucleotide messenger RNA. RefSeq lists its product as uncharacterized. The record is from RefSeq and is a predicted model, not a curated record. The coding region runs from base 141 to 1049 and encodes 302 amino acids. The transcript has a single exon. NCBI's taxonomy places the organism in Eukaryota, Viridiplantae, Streptophyta, Magnoliopsida, Fabales, Fabaceae.